UUCACAUGUUUAAAUGUCAAUGUCAAAGGAUUUCGGACUUCGGUAGCUCAAUGUAGCGCUCAAUUAGUGCGAAAAAUGCAAAGACUAAACUAAACAAACAAAAAUAAACAUUGUACCUUAUCUCAAGACAAGAUAUGCUCAAGAUCGAAACUUACUUACUGAAUUAAAUUACUGAUUGUUCCUCUGUCCUGAAAGUUUAUAUAUUUAUAUUUUCAGAAAUAUGGACUACAACUUUGUGUCUAAAUUCACUAUCAAAAGCAAUGAACAGGAAGAAAAAUUGAUAUACGUAAAGAUAUUAUGGCAAAACAAUAAAGACCAUCUAUUUCACAUACAAGUUUUCAGCGAAGAGCAGAGUUGGUCUGGUGAUUUUUCUUACGUUAUGUGUAAAAAUUUUAGGGAAAUAUUAGAUGAAACUGAGGAACAAUAUAUUAAUAGUGUAAAAGAUGCUUUAAGAAUGAACAACAAGACAUACGCGUAUGAUUUUACACAUGAAGGUGACAGCAAUCAUAAAAAGUUCUAUUGGAAAAAAAAAUAUGAAGGUUCAACAGGAACCAUGGUUCAUGGUUUUGUGUCAGUAAAAGAAGACGAAGUAGCAGGAACUAAAAAUGAUUUAAUUGAUUUCCUGAUAACUGAGAACAAGACACAUUGUAAUGAAAUUGAUAAAUACCAGAAUAAGACAGAAAAUUUAAAUAAUGAAUUGGAAAAAUGGAAAAAUGAAUUGGAGAAAUUUGUUGAUAUGAAAAAUUCAUUAGAAUCAAGUUUAUAUGGCAAAUUUGUACAACUUUUGAACUCAAAGAAAAGAAGGAUUCAGGAACUUGAUGAGCAUUUAAAUAAUUUAUGAGAAUGAUACUUCUUUAACCUUAAUAUCUAUAUUAUAAUCUAUACUAAUAUUAUAAAGCUGCUGUUUGUUUGUUUGUUUAUUUGGUUGAACGCACUAAGCUCAGGAACUACUGGUACAAUUUGAAAAAUUCUUUCCGUGUUAGAUAGUCCAUUUAUCAAGGAAGGCUAUAUUAUAUAAUACAGGAAUGGCAACCUGUCAAAUUAUACAUAUAAGCCAUACUCAAUACAACCAACAAACAAAUUAAAAAUUAGGUUAUAAAUCACUAGUCAUUUCACACAAUAAUAUUUAUAAUUAACUUGUUCUUAAAUUGAUGAAAAUAAAUUUGAUUAAUAAGCUUAGAACAAUUAGAUAUAAUAUUUUGAAUAUUUUAUUAUGAGACAAUACAUUAUUUAAAAUGAAUAUGAUAUGAAAUGACAAUUUUUCUACCUUAAUUUCUAAUUAGUUUGUUGGUAAACAGUGCACAUAGAGUAUGGCUUUACUUUAGUAUACAUAAUAUAAGGAACAUGAACUAAAGUUUUCUAUACUGUCACUGUCACCUAUACAGAGAUUUUAUUCUAUUCUAAUAUUAUGAAGCUGAAGAAUCUG
Molecule: messenger RNA, 1426 nt
Organism: Bicyclus anynana (squinting bush brown)
Lineage: Eukaryota; Metazoa; Arthropoda; Insecta; Lepidoptera; Nymphalidae
Exons: 1
Coding region: 221-841 (206 amino acids)
Biological process (GO): DNA recombination; positive regulation of ligase activity; double-strand break repair via nonhomologous end joining
Cellular component (GO): DNA-dependent protein kinase-DNA ligase 4 complex; DNA ligase IV complex; nucleus
Molecular function (GO): DNA binding
Source: RefSeq, a predicted model, not a curated record